Messenger RNA from Acytostelium subglobosum LB1, 570 nucleotides. RefSeq lists its product as hypothetical. The coding region runs from base 1 to 570 and encodes 189 amino acids. Lineage: Eukaryota; Evosea; Eumycetozoa; Acytosteliales; Acytosteliaceae. The record is from RefSeq and is a predicted model, not a curated record. The transcript has a single exon.
AUGCAAAUAGUUAACUACAACUAUCAUCAUGGAGGAAGGCCAAGGGCAGAUAAGAGGCUUAAGGUACAAAAACAACAAGAGGAACAACAGCAACAACAGCAGCAGCAACAACAACUAGAACCACUACUGCUGCAACAGCAACAAGAACAAGAACAACAGCUGUUGCAACAACAAGAGCAAGUGCAACAACAACAACAACAACAACAACAACAACAACAACAACAUCAACAGCAGCAGGCCGAGAUCAGUGCUCUUUACAACCUCAUCAACAUGACCAAGGAGCAGAUUGCUCAGCUCACAAGAGAGAUUGCCGAGAUGGAGCAACCAAUCAAGGCGAUAAAGCCCCGAGAUGUGUAUAUGUUUGACCAACAUCAAUCCGACAUGUUUAUCAGUACAGAUGGUGUAUUGGUCAUCAUCAGUUACCCAGUUCAACGCUACUCCCAUUACAAUGACAAGAUAGGUUGGCCUAAGAAACCAAACCAAUAUGUCCCAUUGUACUCUGCUGUCAAUGAUGAGGAGAAGAAGAAGAUAGGUUGUCCACUCUUCUUCAUUCUGACCCUUAGGUCUUAG